AUGGCCGUAAAGGAUAUUCCUACUGAGGUUUUGGAAAAUCCAGAAUUAUAUGGAUUAAGGCGGUCAGGAAGAGCUGCUGCGGUAACGCACGCUCGGUAUUUUUCGGAUGAGGAAGAAGACGAUGACCUGGUUCCUACAAGACGUGGCAGAAGAUCUAAACCGGUUGAAGACGACUAUUCAAUGGAUGAAGAUGAACUAAGUGAAGAUGAUGAUCAGGCUGAUGAAGAUGAAGACGAGGAUGAUGAGGACUUUGUAAAAGUUAAACGCAAGGGCCAACGUAAGUCAAAAAAACCAGAACCCUCAGCAGAUUUCGAGAUACCCACUCGAUUUUCUGCGCGUAAUAACAAAAGCAUCAAUUACAACGUUGACUACUCAGAUGAGGAUCUAUUAGAAUCUGAGCCGGAAGGUGUGGAAGAUGAGAUCGAAUAUGAAAAUACUCCAACACCCGCUCCCCAAAAUACUCAUGGGGUUGAUUUAGUAGUUACACAUCGUCAAAGAGAAGGUACGGAUGAAAUAAAAGGAGUACCGGAGCUAAAUGAAUGCAAGCAAACAUAUCAAUUCUUGAUUAAAUGGAACGAUAAAUCGCAUCUGCAUAACUCGUGGGAGAACUACGAAGAUCUCACCCAAGUAAGAGGGGUCAAAAAGCUCGACAAUUACAUCAAACAAUACAUCAUUCUGAAUAAGCAAAUUCGCGAGGAUCCUUAUACAACCGCAGAAGACGUAGAAGGUAUGGAUCUCGAACGUGAGAGACGUUUGGACGAGUUUGAAGAAUUUAAGCACCCGGAAAGAAUCAUUGAUAGCGACCGAGUGACGUUGGAUGAUGGAACCUCACAACUUCAGUAUCUGGUUAAAUGGCGUAGACUCAAUUAUGACGAAGCAACAUGGGAAAAUGCUGGUGAGAUUGUGAAGUUAGCUCCCGAACAAGUAAAGCAUUUUCAAAACAGAAUGAACUCAAAAAUUUUGCCCCAAUUCUCCAGCAAUUAUGGGAGCUCUAGACCUCGUUUUGAAAAGCUAGACGAGCAGCCAUCAUUCAUCAAAGGAGGUGAACUAAGAGAUUUUCAACUGACAGGCAUAAAUUGGAUGGCCUUUUUAUGGUCCAAAAAUGACAAUGGUAUUUUGGCAGAUGAGAUGGGGUUAGGGAAAACUGUUCAAACAGUAUCAUUCAUUAGUUGGCUAAUAUAUGCUCGAAGACAAAAUGGUCCCCAUCUUGUGGUAGUACCACUGUCCACCAUGCCAGCCUGGCAGGAGACUUUCGAUAAAUGGGCCCCGGAUGUGAACUGUAUCUAUUAUAUGGGUAAUCAGAAAUCAAGGGAUGCAAUUCGUGAAAAUGAGUUUUACACAAAUCCCCAAUCCAAGGGCAAAAAGCACAUUAAAUUUAAUGUUCUUUUAACAACCUAUGAAUAUAUUCUCAAAGAUCGCUCCGAAUUGGGUGCUCUUAAGUGGCAGUUUCUCGCUGUUGAUGAAGCUCAUCGUCUAAAAAAUGCCGAAUCUUCACUGUAUGAAUCGCUUAACAGCUUUAAAGUAGCAAAUCGUUUGCUAAUUACAGGAACUCCGUUGCAAAACAAUAUACAAGAAUUAGCAGCUUUGGUGAACUUUUUGAUGCCCGGAAGGUUCACUAUAGAUCAGGAGAUUGAUUUUGAGAACCAGGAUCAAGAGCAAGAAGAUUAUAUCAGGGAUUUACAUAAGAGAUUACAGCCCUUUAUUUUGCGUAGGCUAAAGAAGGAUGUCGAAAAGUCUUUGCCAGCGAAGACAGAACGUAUACUAAGAGUUGAGUUAUCGGAUGUUCAGACUGAGUUUUACAAAAACAUCCUUACUAAGAACUACGCAGCGCUCUCAGCUGGCUCGAAUGGAGUGCAUUUCUCUCUUUUGAAUAUCAUGAACGAGCUGAAAAAAGCGUCCAACCAUCCAUAUCUUUUCGAUACUGCUGAAGACCAAGUCUUAUCCAAAUUUGGUGACGGUAGAAUGUCUCGUGAAAACAUUUUAAGAGGCCUCAUUAUGUCCUCCGGUAAAAUGGUCUUGCUUGAUAAACUUUUGACGAGAUUGAAAAAGGAUGGCCAUCGGGUUCUGAUUUUCUCACAAAUGGUCAGAAUGCUAGAUAUUUUAGGUGAUUACUUAACCAUCAAAGGGGUGAACUUCCAACGGCUAGAUGGUACCGUUCCUUCUGCUCAACGCCGUAUCGCUAUCGAUCAUUUCAAUUCGCCUGACUCUAAUGAUUUCGUUUUUCUUUUGUCCACCCGUGCAGGUGGUUUGGGUAUUAAUUUAAUGACCGCAGACACUGUCAUUAUAUUCGAUUCUGACUGGAAUCCACAGGCCGACUUACAGGCAAUGGCCCGUGCUCAUCGUAUUGGACAGAAAAAUCAUGUUAUGGUUUACAGGUUUGUGUCCAAAGAUACAGUGGAAGAAGAAGUUUUGGAAAGAGCACGGAAGAAGAUGAUUCUUGAGUACGCCAUUAUCUCUCUUGGUGUUACCGAUGGUAGUAAGUAUUCUCAAAACAAGAAAACCGAUCCUUCGGCAGGUGAGUUAGCAGAAAUAUUGAAAUUUGGUGCAGGGAAUAUGUUCAAAGCAAAUGAUAAUCAGAAAAAGCUCGAAGACCUAAAUCUGGAUGAUGUUUUAAACCACGCCGAGGACCACGUGACUACUCCUGACUUGGGUGAAUCACACCUCGGUGGUGAAGAGUUCUUGAGGCAAUUUGAAGUUACCGACUAUAAGGCAGACGUUGAAUGGGAUGAUAUCAUUCCUGAAGAAGAACUGAAAAAACUGAAAGAUGAGGAACAGAGAAGAGCAGAUGAGGAAUAUGUCCAGGAACAACUGCAGAUGAUGAAUCGAAGGAACAAUGCUCUGAACAAAAUAAAAGCAAGCGUUAAAGGAAACCGCGACAGUCCAGACGAGGAUGACGACGAAGAAACGCGGAAUUCUAAGAAAAGAGCGAGAUCCAACAAUUUAGACUCUUUUGGUGAAAAGGAAAUUAGAGCUCUCUAUAAGGCCGUCCUAAAGUUUGGUUCUUUAGGUGGUAAAUUUGAGGAACUAAUUGCAGAUGGAUCUUUACCUGUGAAAUCAAUUGACAGAUAUGCAGAAUUAUAUUAUGAAAUGAUUGAGGUGGCCAAAAAAAGUAUUAAAGAAGAAGAAUCUAAACGUAAUGAUGCCAUUAAUAAACUGGAGAAAGAGGUUCAGAGUUACAAGUCUAAAAAUAAGAACAAUAUUACUGAACAAGACGAAAAGGAUAAAAAUAGCCCUAUGGCCAAGUUAGCAGCAAAGAAAAGGGAAAAGAAAGCAGUUUUGUUCGAGUUUUACGAUGUCAAAGCACUAAAUGCUGAAACUGUUAUCAACAGACCAGAGGACAUGAAAUUUCUGCAUAGCUUUCUCAAGAAAAACUUUCCAGAUGAUCAACUUAAAUUUAAGUUCCUCAAUAAGAUUCCUAAACCAGUGCUUAACUGGAGUUGUGAGUGGACGAAAGAAGAUGACGAGAAGCUCAUUGUCGGCGUUGACAAAUAUGGGUAUGGAUCGUGGGCUCAAAUUAGAGAUGAUCCCUUCCUAGGCUUGACUGAUAAGAUCUUUUUGAGCGAGGCGAAUGUUGGCGGGAAAUCCGAAAGCACAAUGCCCGACAAAAAAUCAAAGAAUUUAUCAGGUAAUUCUAAGAAAGUUCCUGGUUCUGUUCAUCUAGGAAGAAGAAUUGACUACCUGUUCACGGUAUUGAAGGAGGAGGCAAAUCCAUUAAAUUCCUCUGGAUCAAACACGGGUAAUUCCUCACCUUCAGGUCAAAUUCCUUCAAAAAAGCGCCAGAGAAAGGCACCCGCUAGUAGGAGUUCCACGCCUGAUGCAAAGGGAGACGAGCGUCCUCCAACCAAGAGAGUAAGAAAGUUAGGCCAUAGCACAUCUGCGAAAAAAGGAAGUCCACCACCGGCAUCAGGUGUCGUGAGGAAAGCAAAGGCAAAGCCUGCUAAGUCAACGACCUCAGAAAGAGAACACGGCACAUUAGAGGACGCAGAAUGUAAACAAACUAUGCAGCCAAUGAAAGCCUCUCUUACAAGAUUAAGCCGGGGCGGAAAAGGGUUGGAUCGCAAGGAAUGGGCUCAAAUCUUGAAGAAGGAGUUAAAAGCUGUAGGAGACCACAUAGAGGCUCGGAAAGCUACCUCAAGUGCACAUGAUCCAGAAUUAUUCAAGAGACACCUUUGGGACUUUAGUGCUCAGUACUGGCCUGCUGCAGUCAAGAGUUCUAAACUCAUGGCAAUGUACGAUAAGAUAGUUGCCAGCGGAAACCAUUAG
Molecule: messenger RNA, 4263 nt
Organism: Lachancea fermentati
Lineage: Eukaryota; Fungi; Ascomycota; Saccharomycetes; Saccharomycetales; Saccharomycetaceae
Source: the annotation of a GenBank genome assembly